ACCCAUGGAGGCACAAAAUAGCAAAAUACAGACACUCCCAGUAUCUUCUUUGCUUCCUGAUUCAUCUCUCUGCCGCAACCAUGAGGUUUUCGAAGCUCCGCACCUUCCAAAUCCCAGGUACGGCGUCGUUUCGAUGCAGAUUCAUCGUCACCACUUGCAGAGCUGUUGUCUUGCCCCGUUUCGGAGGACCGCACGUGCUGGAGCUUCGACCCGAUGCCCCUGUUCCGGAUCUCAAGCCCACUGAGGUUCUCGUUAGAACUCGCGCCGUAUCCAUUAAUCCGCUUGAUACUAGAAUGCGAUCAGGCUAUGGUCGUUCCAUAUUUGGACCACUUUUGCCACUCAUAUUGGGUCGUGAUAUUAGUGGUGAAGUUGCAGCCACUGGAGCGUCAGUCCGGUCAUUAUCUGUUGGACAGGAGGUCUUUGGUGCACUGCAUCCCACUGCUGUGAGGGGUACUUAUGCUGACUAUGCAAUUCUUUCAGAAGAUGAACUUACUUCAAAGCCAGUAUCAAUUUCCCAUGUGGAAGCAAGUGCGAUUCCUUUUGCUGCACUGACUGCAUGGCGUGCUCUAAAGAGUACUGCUAGAAUAGCUGAGGGACAAAGGAUACUAAUUGUGGGUGGAGGAGGAGCAGUAGGCUUUGCUGCAAUUCAGCUCUGUGUAGCUACAGGGUGCCAUGUUUCUACCACUUGCGGAAGCCAAAGCUUGGCAUGGAUAUUGGCUGCUGGUGCCGAGCAGGCUGUUGACUAUACUUCCGAGGACAUUGAAUCAGCAUUAAAAGGGAACUUCGAUGCUGUUUUGGAUACAAUUGGUGUUCCAGAUACAGAAAGAGUAGGAAUUAAUCUUUUGAAGCGAGGUGGACACUAUAUGACUUUGCAGGGAGAGGCAGCAUCCCUGAGUGAUAGGUAUGGACUAGCUGUUGGGCUUCCAGCAGCUACGGCCAUGUUACUGAAGAAACAACUGCAAUACCGAUUUUCCCAUGGAAUAGAGUAUUCUUGGACAUACAUGAGGGCCGACUCCGAAGGUUUAUACGAGAUCUGCAAGCUAUCUGAAGCUGGGAAGCUUAAAAUACCUGUGGAGAAAACAUUUCCCAUAACACAAGUGAGGGAGGCUCAUGAGGCGAAGGACAACCGGCAGAUUCCUGGUAAGGUAGUUCUGGAACUUGAUUGAAGAUGGGAACUCACUGAUUGCAAAUCGAUGCCGUCAGUUACUGGAAUCAUCAACAAAUGACCUUAAAGGCAUUCCUUUGAAGUUCUCCCAACUGUUAUUUGGAGAGGAGGUGCUUCACAUGUUGGUUUCUUUAUACAAUAAACACAACCAUUUUUGUACAGGAAAAAGUAACAGUUGUUCUUUUUUGGGACAGAAGCUUUUAAUAAUCAAUUUUUACAGGGUGUAAA
This is a messenger RNA of Vitis vinifera (wine grape), 1393 nucleotides long. RefSeq lists its product as uncharacterized. The coding region runs from base 81 to 1166 and encodes 361 amino acids. Gene Ontology annotation, molecular function: oxidoreductase activity. The transcript has 7 exons. NCBI's taxonomy places the organism in Eukaryota, Viridiplantae, Streptophyta, Magnoliopsida, Vitales, Vitaceae. The record is from RefSeq and is a predicted model, not a curated record.